CACUCGCGGUUUUGCACGAAAUUAUGAAGAAACGUUGUGGACUUGUUGUGGACGUAUAAACUGAAUCUCCUAAGCCUGGGUGAAAGGAUUUUAGAAAAGUUACUACACAACCAGUGGUUUUACCCGAUCAUCCACUAGCUUAUUUUCAUAAAAUACAUUACGCCUGAAACCCAGGGGAAAAUUCAUUGAGGUACACUCAAUAGAGUACCCCAGAGAAUAUUCUUUGUAGGUUGUUUGCCGAGUGAGGCAUUGUUAAUCUAGUACUUAAGUCUCGCAGUGGGAAGCUACUCGAUUACCUUCAAGGCACUAAGGCAAAGAGCUCCGAACAGUAUACCCAGGUUGUGAUACAAUGCGUUUCUCUCCGAUCCGCCUCGGAGUGCUAGCACUAGCCCUCAUCAUGCUGUCUUCUCUAACGCGUGAGACUGCUGGCCGAAAGUUCGACGUCCGUCGUGAUGAUACGGGAACUUGCAAGUAUGAAGGCUACAAACCUGGCGGAGGAAUCCCAAACAUUAAACCAAUCCAAUCGCCUGUAUGCAAAGGUUUCACCAACACUCUGGGGUUCGUUUCCGGUAUAAUUGGCAAGACUGCUGGCGCGGGGAGGGCUCUUUCUCAGGUUGCCACGCUAGUCGAAGCCACCGCCAAAGUCGGCAAGGUUCUCAGUGCUGGUUUUGGGGUAUUUGCUGUAGCUUUCAAUAUUAUCUCUUCAUUUUCGAAGCCGACACCCAACGAAAUCUUAAAAAGGGUUGACAAAGCUUUCGAGAAGCUGACAGAAGACAUGAACAAUCGACUGAAAGGGAUGGAGGGUUACGUGGACGGAAAGAUUAUCCAGCUGGAACAACGAACUGUCAAGAACGAGUUUGCGUCUCUUCAGCGUUAUCUUGAAAACUGUGUACACGAGACCACUGAACCCUCAGUACGAAGAUGUCAGCUAAACUCUGUCAGGGACAUUGACGCGGCGUAGCCCAAAUUUGAGAAAUUGAAAAACCAGUUCAACAACAAUUCAAAGGAGAUGUCGAUGAAUGAUAUCAAAAGGCUGGAGGCCGCAUUGAUUCCGUUCAGAGACUUCGCCAGUCUGCAUCUUUUUGCUCUUCAACUGCUGAUCAACUCGUACAAGAGCGAUCCUGAUACCAAGGAGAAAAAUGACCGUCUAAAGCUAUACAUGAGCACGCUGAAUAAACGAGGAAUACUUUACAGCAAGUACGCGAGAUGGGCUUACGAACGGAUCUACUAUGAGCAGGUAGGGAAGCAUUACUAUGGCAGUCGGCCGAAAGACGAGUACAUUAUGGAUAAGGAUAUCUACAGACUGCUUGAGGGGAAGUUUUGGUUGGUUAAAGGAAAGAACACUGAGAACCAGAUCUCGGUCAAGCCCAACUGCGCUAAAGGAGACGAACACGCGCCCAUCAACACGUGCAAGUAUAAGUACCACAUGCGGGUGGACGGAAAGGUUUUGGAACGCUAUCCCGAUCGCAUGGCUCCUGUUAGUGAUAGCGAUAGCGCCUUGAGAUAUUUCGCCGAGGAGGAUGCUCGUCACACGUGUACAAGAUACUUGGACAGCCUCAAUAAGGACUUGACGACUUACUGGAAGACAGAGCUUAUUAGUGUUGCUGAUUUAUGGGCAAAGAUGGCGGAAAAGGCCAAGAACGAGAUGAGCAAGGUUGACGGGGGUGCAUUUAAUAUUGCAGUUGGUGGCUCCAGCGUGGAGGGAAUCCUCAGUGGUCUCCUAGGAGGCAAACCUUUAUCAUGCGAGGUCACGUGUAACUUGACGUCUGUAGAAAGUAAAGCCCAGAGCGACGAGGUCUUGCUAGACACGGCACAAUAUCAGCAAGAUGCCUUUGAUGAUGAGAAGGAAAUGGAUUACCUAAAUCGAAUGGAUGAGCAAGAUCAGCCUGAAAAUUAUGGAAACGAGCAACAGGAUGUCGAUGAAAUCAAACCGGAAAUGGAUGAGGAGUACGAAAUGCAAGAUGAGAUGAACCAUGGUCAAUUGAUGACGUCACCGGAACUUGACGAGUCAGCUAUCAUCGGCAAGCCCCUAACGUGCAAUGUUGUGUGUAAACAUUGAUCUUAGCAUCAUCGAUUUCAAGGGCUGUGUGUUAGUUUUAUAGCAAACUUCAGAAAAUGAAAGCAGUGUUUGGAUUGGUAAAUCCUUGAAUGUUAUGUGUAAACAUUGAUUUUUGCAAAAUUUUAGAUUUUAAUAACUGCGUGUUUUAUUGCCAGCUUUGUGAAAUGUCUGUAUAUGUAAACCUUGUUAUUGGUUUGUUGGUGAAAGUUAAUAAAACUUUUCUUUUAAAGUA
Molecule: messenger RNA, 2291 nt
Organism: Nematostella vectensis (starlet sea anemone)
Lineage: Eukaryota; Metazoa; Cnidaria; Anthozoa; Actiniaria; Edwardsiidae
Exons: 9
Coding region: 1010-2059 (349 amino acids)
Source: RefSeq, a predicted model, not a curated record